Messenger RNA from Penicillium canariense, 2994 nucleotides. Its product is annotated as forkhead domain protein. Lineage: Eukaryota; Fungi; Ascomycota; Eurotiomycetes; Eurotiales; Aspergillaceae. The record is from RefSeq and is a predicted model, not a curated record. Gene Ontology annotation, cellular component: nucleus. The transcript has 2 exons. Gene Ontology annotation, biological process: regulation of ribosomal protein gene transcription by RNA polymerase II. The coding region runs from base 1 to 2994 and encodes 997 amino acids. Gene Ontology annotation, molecular function: protein binding; sequence-specific DNA binding; DNA-binding transcription factor activity.
AUGUCGUCGCAGACCAUGACGGCGCCAGCAGUGGGCCAUCGACCGCCUGAUCCAGGCCCCGAUACGCCCAUGUACGAUUAUGGCGGCUCCCAGAACGGCGCUUCGCCUCCGACCGACUCCAGGAGCGACUCCGCAAUCCGCGACAUGCAUAAUUCUGCCCCAGCCUCCAAGGGUUUGCCCACCACCCCAAUCGGCAUCAAGACGGAGUCUAUGGAGAACAAGGACUUUGCGGGCGCCGACAACCAUAAGGAUAUCAAUACGCAGUCGGCAGCCGGUGCGCUACUCGCCCAACUCCUCGGAAACCACUCUGCGCCGACGAGUUCUGCUCCUGCGACGGGUUCAGCAACGACCGGGUUAGGGACAGGGCAACAGGAUGUGAAGAUGGGCGAUCUGACGAGCCAGUUGGCCGAAAAUACUGGCUCGAACAACGACUCAUCCCUCAGUUUCAAUCUACGAGACGAACAACAUGCCUCGGCCUCGGCAGGGAUGCAAAGUAUGUCGGAAAUGUCGAAUGAUGGUAAAGCCGCUGGUGACAUCUUCGCGGAAAUUGGUGCGACGCCGCAGAAUGGAUGUAAUAUGAAACACCGAGGGUCUGAUGCAAUGGAUAUCUCCGAUCCUUUAAACCCGAAAUCGGACCUGGACCAACCACCGUCACUCCUCCCCCCUUUCGAUUUUGCCGCUGCCCCGACAAACGCCUUCGAGGCCCUCCAGCAGAACGAAUUUCUCACGGCUGCAUAUCUGUCGCAGAGCGCCGAUCUGUCGGCCCUGGGGUACCAGGAUGGGUCUGCCUCGGUGGCCGGGUCUGAGCCUCGGAUCCAGGCGUUUGCGAAGCUGGAGUUUGACGAUGGUCAUUUCUAUUGCAACACGUACUCAUUCAUUCUGGGCCGAGAUGUUCGGGCCGCACGCGCUGCGCACCAGCGAGAGUAUCAGUAUCGGCAGGCCGUGCGGAGCUCUCGGGCCAAAAGCUCAAGCGGUGGCAACACAUCCCAUACGCCGAACCGCAUGAAGCGAGAAGAGAGCGCUGCGAUGAUGGGCAGUGUGGUCAGUGACCGGGGAGGUAUCAUGGGCUUUGAUCCGGAUGUUCCUCCAAAUCUGCCUAGUAAAGUGGAUCUGAGCCGACGGUCAUCGAAAUCCUCGUUCGAUGGAUCUGUGGUGCCGCUGCACGCCAACCCGGCGCAGCUACAAGCGACCACCGACUACAAUGCGCUUGCCAUGCAAUCUCUACAAGAAGGGAAUGGUGAACCCAAGCCGGUGGACACCUUGGCUCUACUGCCAUCUCCUGACUCUUGUCCGACCAUUCCUAUCCACCCUCCUUCCACGAUUGAUGGCACUGCCGCCGGCCACCGUGGCAUUUCCCGCCGGCAUGUCCGCAUUGCCUACAAUUUUGAUCGCAAUCUGUUUGAAAUGGAAGUCAUGGGCCGCAACGGUGCUUUCAUUGGAGCCGACUGGCUAUCCCCUGGGCAACUCCGGCCUUUGCAUAGCGGGGAUUAUAUUCAAAUUGGAGGGGUACGCAUCCGAUUUCUUCUUCCUGACGUCCCCAUUGGUGAGACGGGUGCGGAUCGCAUGGAGGAGCAAUUAGCAGAGGAAGAGGAGGCCGAUCGUGGUUCAGUCGAUGCGGAACAUGAAAUCGAUGAUAUGGACAAACCUAUCAGUGACAGCGAGAGCAGGGAGCCGUCUUCCAAGGUGACCAAGAUUGUCCUCAAGACCAAAGAUUCUGAUCCCUCCAAGGCUUUCCCCUCUAUCGAGCCAGGCGGGGAGAACGGAGGGCAGCCGGCCCGCCGCCGGGGUCCUGGUCGCCCUCCCAAGGAUGGCAUCAUGUCCAAGCGAGAAAGAGCCGAACUGGCCCGGGAGCAGAAGCUGGCUGCCAAGCGCGAGGCCAACGGUGGUGUUACGCCGCCACCGCCGCCGCCGCCUCCUCCUCCUCCUCCUCUCGCAAACAAACCCAACAAGGCUGGAAAGACCCUUGAGAAAUCGGCUAGCGUCGAGUCGCCGACAUCUUCCGUCAAGCCGGCCGAGAAGCGCAAGUACACUAAGCGGAAGAAGGGCGAUGGCAUGGAUUACCCUCUGCCUUCAACAGAAGGGGGCCAGUUCACAACGGAGCAGCGCCCUGAGGAAUAUGUCAAGCCUCCGCCGGUUAAGAAGCGCAAGCCCUCGCGGUCUCCGUCUCCCAACUACCCUCCGGAGUCUGCUUACACACCCGAGGAUCUGGCUAAGCCGCCUUACAACUACGCUGUUCUCAUCUUCGAUGCUCUGACGGAAGCUGGAAACCCGAUGACACUGAAGCAGAUCUACCGCGCAUUAAAACUGAAGUAUCCGUACUUCCGCUUCAAGUGCGAGACAGAGGGAUGGACAUCCAGUGUGCGGCAUAAUCUCAAUGGCAAUAGUCAUUUGUUCAUGCACGCCGAGCGAGAUGGCAAGGGCUGGUCCUGGCAACUUCGGCCUGGCGCCUCUGUUGAGAAGGAGAAAAAGAGACGUCCUUCGCCCCCUCCUCCGCCGCCGCCGCAGCCACCUCAAGCAUCGGUGCCACCUCCUCAGCAGUAUAUGCCUCCCAUGCCCCACUCAUAUGCACCACCGACAGGUGCUCCUGCUCCAAUGCAGAAUCAGCACCAGCACUUCCAAUUUCCCUCUAUACCACCAGCGAACUCCUUCUCUGCACCAUCAGCGCCUCCUCAACAACAGCAUUCCAGACCUCAAGCCCACCACCAACCACCGCCGCACCCCCAACCGCAUCCCGCACAGUCCAACCCUCCACCACCCGGGCCACCGGAGUCAUCCUCGUUCACUGAGCGCGCCAACAAGGCCAUCGAUGACUUCGAGAACGUGCUCAUGGAAGACUACGAAGACAAGAACUAUAUCCGGGAGGUCCUACGCAGCGCGCGUGCCCGGGUCCUCGGGAAUGCAACCGAGAGCUCGUUCCCUGGCGGCGAACCUAAAGAUGAAGCGGUCAUCAUGGACGUGCUGCGCAAUUUGGUGGGAAGCCUGAAGGACGAGUAA